AACGGGCAGUGUGUAGCUUACGUGACAAGACGACGCAUUAAUUUUCUUUUUUGUAUUCAAAGCGGUAAAUGAAGAAGAUAGUGUCACGAAAACAGCAAAACACCUCUUGACUUGUGUUGUCUUUAUCUCCUCAACUGUCAAGAUAAAACCAGAUUAGGAGCCACUGCAUGCACAAAUUCACAAACUUUUUUUUUUUGGAUCAUCGACUUUACCGAAUCACGGACACGCCCAAAAGUUGGAAUUCAGAAGUCUAGAGCUAUAAAAGCUCUGAUGUUUUUAUGAGAAGGUUCAGUAUUUAAAGCGCGAGCGCUUUGCUCCAAGAGACGUUGAGGAAUGUACCGACAACAUCGCACCUGCUUCUGAAAAGUCACGAAAUUCACGGAGGAAAACAUCGAUAUCGCCAUAAGAGGACCACAUAAGGUUGCCUGCAAAUAGGCCUAACUCUGAGAAUUAUGGAAACUAGACUACUCCUGUGGGCUUCCUUUGUAUUUCAAGUGGCCGGCACUCAUCAGUCUGCUCCCAGAGUGCAGCUGGCUUUUAAAGAACUUAUGGACACUCGAACAGGGAGACCAUUCAGUUUCUCUUUCAACACCAGUGACUACCGGAUCUUGCAUGUUGAUCAGGAUCAGGGACGGCUUUACCUGGGCAGCCGCGAGUAUCUGGUCUCUCUGGACAUGCAAAAUAUCAACAAAGAGCCUCUCAUUAUCCAUUGGCCGGCCCCCGCUCAGAGGAAGGGAGAGUGUCAGAUGACUGGGAAAGGCAGGCAUGGAGAGUGUGCUAAUUUUGUGCGUCUGAUUGAGCCAUGGAACAGGACUCACCUGUACACCUGUGGGACAGGAGCAUAUAAACCCAUCUGCACCUUCAUAAACAGAGGCUGGAGAGCUGAGGACUACCUUUUCAGGCUGGUUCCUGGUUAUGUGGACUCCGGAAAGGGAAAAUGCUCUUAUGAUCCAAACCAGGAGAAUGUUGCAGCGCUGAUAAAUGGAAACCUGUAUGCAGGAGUGGCUGUAGAUUUCAUGAGUACUGAUCCAGGCAUCUUUAGGACCAUGGGAAGCCGGCCAGCUGUGAGAUCUGAACAGUAUGACUCAAAAUGGCUCAAUGAGCCUGUGUUUGUUCACAUGAAGCAGAUUCCUGACAGCUCAGAGAGGAACGAUGACAAAAUCUAUUUCUUCUUCCGUGAGAAGAGUCUGGAUUCUGCCGGAGGAGCGAGUCCAAGUGUUGUGGCCAGAGUGGGCCGUGUGUGCCUGAAUGAUGAGGGGGGUCAUAAGUCUCUGGUGAACAAAUGGACGACAUUUCUGAAGGCCAGGCUAGUGUGCUCUGUAAUGGGAGAUGACGGGGUGGAAACCUUCUUUGAUGAAUUAAGGGACGUAUUUAUCCAACCCACUCAAGAUGAACGAAACCCUGUGCUAUAUGCGGUCUUCUCAACUUCUGGCUCAGUGUUUAAAGGCUCCGCCGUGUGUGUGUACUCAAUGGCUGACAUUCGAAACAUCUUUAAUGGCCCUUUCGCCCAUAAACACGGACAUAACUACCAAUGGACUACAUACACAGGAAAGAUUCCCUAUCCACGGCCUGGAACAUGUCCAGGAGGCACAUUCACACCAGGUCUUCAAUCAACAAAAGAGUUCUCAGAUGAAGCAGUGAACUUCAUUCGUGCACAUCCUCUCAUGUACCACCCUGUGUAUCCCAUUCACAAGCGCCCUCUGGUGGUGCGUUCAGGUGUAGACUAUCGUUUUACUACUAUUGCAGUGGAUCAGGUGGAUGCAGUGGAUGGCCGAUAUGAGGUUCUCUUCCUGGGAACAGAUCGUGGCACAGUCCAGAAAGUUAUAGUCCUGCCCAAGGAUCCCACCACAAUGGAAGAGCUUACUUUAGAGGAAGUGGAAGUUUUCAGGACUCCUGCUGCUGUCAAAACUAUUCAGAUAUCAGCCAAAAGGCAACAGCUGUACGCAUCUUCAGAAACAGGUCUCACCCAGAUGUCUCUGCACCGCUGUGGGGUAUAUGGAAUGGCCUGUUCAGACUGCUGCCUGGCCAGAGACCCUUACUGUGCCUGGGAUGGAGAAAACUGUUCUGCCUUUACACAAGCCACCAAAAGGAGAAGCAGAAGACAGGAUGUAAAACAUGGAGACCCUUUGCGUCAGUGCCGGGGCUACAACGCCAAAGUGGAAAGGAGACUGCAAGCGAAAGUGCAAUUUGGUGUGGAGGGUAGCAGAACAUUUCUGGAAUGUUUUCCACGCUCUCCACAGGCCACUAUCAAAUGGCUCUACCAGAAGGAGGGAAGACGAAAAGUGCUGAAUCGAGAAGGGGAGGUUCUUAGGACUCCACAGGGCAUUCUUCUAAAAUCUCUCACCAAAGCAGAUGCAGGCCUUUAUCACUGCCUGGCCACAGAAAAUAACUUCAAACACACGCUGGCUCGUGUCUCCCUACGUAUCCUGGACCAGAACAUCGCAGUAGCCCUCACCACCCUUGAUGAAGAGGAGGAGAAGACAACAAGGAGCUAUGACAAAGACUCUCAACAGAGCACUGCACCUCCUACGCCAGCUCUCUUGCUUGAACCUGAAUUGCGUCUGAUUCAGCAGUACUGCCAAUCAUACUGGGAGCAACUAACGGCUGGUGGGGACUCUCCGCCUUACUUCCCUAAACAUAUAAGCCGCAGACACAUAGAAGCACAGAAGGCUAGUGGAGGGUGAGGACAAGAGGAAAUUAAAGUUGUUAUCUGUUCAUCCCCUUAUUCCUAUCUGGUGAAAGAGAUACCAAAAAUAUAUAAUUCGGUCUUUUUAUUCACUUUCAUAUUCAUGUUAGGCAGAAUGUUACUCUCAGUCAACAUUCACUUCGAUUGCACCAUGAAAGUGAAUGGUGACAGAGAUUAACAUUAUGCCUAACAUCUCCUGUUGUGUUCCACAAGAGACAAAGGCACAUAGGUUUGAAACACCAUGAGGGUGAGUACAUUUUGACAGAGUUUUCAUUUUUGAUUCAUACAUUCACUGUUCAUGCAUUCACUGAUCCAUUUUUUGGGAUUCUUGUGGGUGGUGAUUGGUUCUUUAGACUGAGCGUUUUACAGUUGCCACAGUGAUUUGACAACGUUUUAGUAUUAUGCCAAGGUAUAAACUUUUACUAACCUCUCGUCAAAUUAAGUUGCGAAUGACUUUCAAGAUUCGUAUUACAUAUUACUUAUUACCAUUAAUCUAAAUGUAUUUAAAUACCUCAUGAAAUCGCUUGACGAGACAGUUUUUUUUCUAUUUUCAGUGUCAUUUCUGUUGCAUAUCUAAGGGCACAGCCCUUUGAGAAAAAAAAUAAAAAUAAAAUAAAAAUAAAAACAAUAGCCACUAGGCUUCAGUUUACAAAUCAGCAUGAAUCAUGGUUUGCUACUUGCUAAUCAGUUUUAGGUGGUAUUAGGAGCUAGAGAUAAUUUGAUUGGAUGAAUAUCUGUGUAGUGCAAGUUGAGUUAGCAAUAUUUUUGGAAAAUAUUUGGUGAAAGAAAAAAUGCUAAUUUUCCUUGAAGUUUAAUUGAUUUCAUAUUAGUUAAAAACAAUUAUGUGUAUAUCUGCCAAAAAUGUGUUUUGUUAACUUUUUAAGGAGUACACUAGCAUAUACAGUAAAUGUCUUCAAAGCUAACUGACAUAGACUAAAAGCCACAAAGCUUUUGAUUUCAUGGGGUCUUUAAGGUAAAACAAAACACAUUCAACCAUUCACCAUAAAGCACCUUUAAAGAAGAUAUUAUGUCAUAAGCAUGGAAAACGUUACAUUAUUCCGUCGUCUGAAAAUUAAGACCUCUACUAUUCCUUUGUUAAAUCACUUAAUCAUUGGGCCAGUGCAAUUUCUGAUGUUCCGCCUUGAUUAUGGUAUUAUAAUAGUAAUGUAUGUUUAAUAGUGAGAUAUGUGUGGAUUCCAUUAAUUGCUUGGGUUGAUAACGGAACCAAACAUUUUGCAAGAGCACUACUUCUCUACAUGUAUGUGUGACUGUGGCUGAUUCUCACAUUUGUAAAAUCUAUUUAUUUGAAGUUGUACAUAUUUUAUUGGGAUGAUCCAUGUUGCUAGAGGAUACUGAAUAAGGGUGGGUGGAAUUUUUGCAUGAUCGACAAAAAAGAAUUGUUGUUAUAUUUAUUUCAAUGCAUUCAGAAUGACAGAUAUGAGACUGACACUGUUUAAGAGAUAACAAUUGUUUACUGUGCAUUUAAUAUCAUGCUUUAUGACAGGUUGAGCCAUCACCCUAAAAGAAAAUGAUCAUAGGUUCUCUCUGAUAAUAUUGAACACUGGAAAUAUCUUUAUGGAACUAAACUGCGCAAUAGUUGUGUCCUUUUUUUUUUUUUUUUUACAUAAAA
Molecule: messenger RNA, 4316 nt
Organism: Xyrauchen texanus (razorback sucker)
Lineage: Eukaryota; Metazoa; Chordata; Actinopteri; Cypriniformes; Catostomidae
Product: semaphorin-3F-like
Exons: 18
Coding region: 453-2684 (743 amino acids)
Biological process (GO): axon guidance; positive regulation of cell migration; semaphorin-plexin signaling pathway
Molecular function (GO): chemorepellent activity; semaphorin receptor binding
Source: RefSeq, a predicted model, not a curated record